AAAGUCUCCAGUGGUGCUCAGACUAGUGUCUCUCAGUUCCCUGAAAAAUCGCUGUAAAGAUUUGUCAUUGACGAGUAAACUCAUGAAAGAAACCGGGCGACGGACAGUUUUAAAGCUGGACUUGUGCUGCUGUUUUCUUUUUCGCUGUAAUUGUGUUUUUUAGAGAUUUUAAACUGGUUGGUUUGUGACGCGUAGUCGCCGGGAUUUCCUCUCAUCUCGAAGUUCCCAAGAUGAACUUCGGUCCGGUGGUCGGGAAACUUUCUGUGUUUGCGGCAGCGCUCCUCAUCGGGCUGGUUUGUCACGCAGCAGAACCUCCAGCAUCUCAGUGGUCCAGCGAUGAAUACACAAACAAAAACCUCACUCUUCGACAACACAGGACAUGUGUUGAGAAUGAGCAGUACCUCCACCAGGGACUCUGCUGCCUCAAUUGCCAGGCUGGAUCCUUUGUGCAGAAGGGAUGUGAAAGAGACCAAGAACACGGGACAUGUCUUCCCUGUGAGCACGGACAGACCUACACAGAGCACUCCAACGGGAUGAACCGCUGUUUGCCCUGUACACACUGCCGCUCAGAUGAGAUUCAAACUGCAUCCUGCACCACGACUACAGACACCAGGUGCCAGUGCAGACCAGGGACCUUCUGUGUCCCAGAUCAGGCCUGCGAAGUCUGCAAACGUUGUGCCAAGUGUAAAUCGGGAGAGGAGGAGGUGAAGAAGUGCACCCCGUUCUCUAACACGGAGUGUCGGAAACGGGAUCCGUCCCCAACCGAAACCUCCCCAGCCCUUCCUUCACCGACCCCUACGUCUUCUGCAGACAUUGUUUCUCCUAUAUGCAUUUCCCUGGCCAUCAUCUUCAUCAUCCUCAUUAGCGUGGCUGUGUGGUUCGUAAUCAAGCAGCGUUCAUGGGAAAUACCUUGUUCAAAGAGCCACUGUGAUUCCAGUGAAAUUGUGAAGAUUCCUAUUGAUGAGAGUGGAGCUACAGCGGAGGAGAGACAGAACAAUCAGAACGCAGGUCUGGAGGGGGAAGAGUCUCGCCCAGAGUCCCGGCCCCUGCUGCAGGAGACCCAGCCUAGCAUGACCAAGGCCUCCCCUCCCCUCGAAGAUGAGGACCGAGGACUAGGAGACAGUUUGCCCAACACCACUAGUUCGUCUCAAACUAGCCUGUCGGCACUGCCCACUGCAGCUUCCUCUGGUAACACCCCACACCAGAGCCCCACUGCCAUCAGACCACCUCCUGCAGACAUGGAUGAUCCUUUGCUACAUCGAUUGGUGCCACUACAAGGGUCAGAAAGAUCCCUAAAGAAGAGCUUUGAUUUGUUCGACGAGUACCUGGAUGUGCGGAUCCACAACAAGUUUUUCAGAAUGAUUGGAGUCAGUGACAACCACAUUCGGAUUGCGGAGAAUGGAGCCCCUGUUGACAAAGUGUAUGAACUGCUGAAGAACUGGAUGCAGAGGCAGGGCCUAAAAGCCGACAUCAACGACCUGUUGGAGGCUUUGCUAAGUAUGGACCAGCGACGCUCGGCCGAGAGCAUCGCCUCCGCAGCCCUGCAGAGAGGCUACUACAAGCACGCAGACACUCCCUGAAAGCUGAAGAAACGGGGACUCCAAAUGAAGUAAACACAAAAUACUUAACACAAGAACAACUAAAAGCACAUCGACACUGUCGGUGGACAUUGUGUUACGAACGGGGCUUACCUCUCUGUGGCGGACCAGCCAUGUAAAAGCCAGUAGUUUUUAAAAAGAAAAACACAAAAAGGGGAAGGUCGAGUCGUAUUUAUCAGAGCUCUGAAGAUGUUGACUACUUGUCAAAUGCGGAGGUGUAAUAGUGAAAAUGAAAAAAAAGUUUUGUGGUUUAAUUGAACAACCUGCCCGCCAAAGACAAACAUGAUAAUGUGUUCCAAAAGAGCAGAUUAACAUGAAGGUGUCAGUGUCCACAGGCAGAAACGGCUGCAUGUUUCAGGCUCCGAUGAAGAAACAUGCAUCCAAAUACUGAAAGCUUAGAAGUCUCUGGGCGCGUGUCACACAUCUGGUCCUCUACCCAGAUCACAAUACACUACCUGGAGACGGUGAUAUACACUGGUUAGUAGUGGCAUUAGCUGUGUCACUAAUACUGUGCCGCUUUGAUGCACUGACCUCUGGCACAUGUAGUAUUUAAAACAAUCAUGUUAUAUUUGUUGUUUUAUAGAUUUAGGCUUCUCUGAAACAUAUGAAACAGUUCAUGAACAUUUUCUCGACUAAUGGUAUGAAAAUAUCAUCCAUUUGUUAUGACGGUCAAUUUGCAGCCUUACUAAUCAUUAGUUUUACCUCUUCAGGGCCAUUUGAUAAUCUAAGUGUAUUUAGCUAUCAUUUCAUUAUGUUCAUAGAGCAUAAUUAUUCAAAAAUCUCGUAGAUUUUGUACAAUUAAGUCCCAUUGGAGAAAUGUUUUCAGUCUUUGUCGUCCGGCUUUUUGUGUGUUCAAUGUUACUACACACACACACGACAUUGUAGAAGGAAUAGUUUCUGUUGGAACAAUAGUUUAGUCAAAUGUUUCCAUGGAGAACUUCAGAGGUCAUUUUUAUUUAUUGACAUAUUUAUUGUAAUGAAUAAUAAUUCACUUUUAUUAUUUAUACCAUUACCAAAACAAAUGACCCUGGAAAAUAAGCAUGCGCUGUAUUUGUGUUUUGAUAACGUUUAGCUUCAGGGCAAAAUGACUGACAAAAUUUUCAUGGCGGGGUUGUAUACGUAGUUUUUAGUUAAACUCUGUUUAUGCUUGCGUUUGGUCCACACUAUCAAUGUUACGUGUGCCAUUUGUUCACCAGAGACGACAUUCAGCAGAGUCUGGAAGCUUUCAUGAGGCUAACUGCCGAAUGUGUCAUUUCCAAUCGGCGAUGAGGUGACACCAAUGUUAGAAAAUGAGGAUUGACGUGUUGAGUCCAACCGUUCAAGUGAGCCGACUGAACAAACAGUGCUCCUGCAUGUGUCUGCGGUGACGUGGAAUGCAGGUAUGGAUUGUUUUGACGUGGUUAGACUCAGACAAGAUGAAGGAAACUCUUUUUUUCUGGAUUUAAGAAGAAGCUCAGAUUUAUUUCCCUCAUUCUGCCACAUAUACAUACAAAUUCAGUCCAGAGAGCAUUGAUGCCUCAGAAAGUGCAUAUGUGUAAAUAUGCAGCUCUAUCAACAAACCAAAAUGAAUAUAGAAAGGUAUGAAGUCAUUUAGAACAACAGAAACACCAACCACAUUAGUUGGCUGUUGAUUGUGACAUUUUAAAAUAGAUUUUGCCCAUUUUUUUGUAGUCUCUUAUGUAAAAAGGAAAGCGUUACAGAGUUCUAUAUUAUUGCUGAAGAGCGAUGCUACAGUGCUGGCACUGCCAUCUAUUGACAGACAAUGAAAAUACAGCCGGCAUCAAUUUCUAGGGAUCUUAUACACCCCUCUCUCACCUAACAUUCUCCCUUUAACUCCUGUUUAGACAUUUCUCAACUUUUUUUUUUUUUUUUUUUUUUUUUUUUUUUUUUUUUUUUAAAUUCCUCUUGGCCUUUCCUGAAGUAGCAUAGCAGUGGAUGUUCUUCAGUGCAUGUUUUGUUCACUCUGUGGCAGCAGUUGAUGUGAGUGUAUGUCUUCUCUUUUUAUAAUUUCUGUGUGUUACAUAUUUCAUUGCAAGUCCUAAGCUGUUCAAUUAACUUCCUUUUUACUUGUGUAAAAAUGUCUGUUUGCCAUUUCCCCCUUAGUUAUUGUUUGCUUGUCAUGGAUUUCAGCUAUAAAUUAUGCAAAUCAAAGCUCUUUUUAUGUAAAUUUCAAAUAAAUGUUUUGUACAGAU
This is a messenger RNA of Perca flavescens (yellow perch), 3790 nucleotides long. Its product is annotated as tumor necrosis factor receptor superfamily member 10B. Gene Ontology annotation, biological process: positive regulation of apoptotic process; TRAIL-activated apoptotic signaling pathway. Gene Ontology annotation, molecular function: protein binding. The record is from RefSeq and is a predicted model, not a curated record. The coding region runs from base 231 to 1580 and encodes 449 amino acids. Gene Ontology annotation, cellular component: plasma membrane; cell surface. NCBI's taxonomy places the organism in Eukaryota, Metazoa, Chordata, Actinopteri, Perciformes, Percidae. The transcript has 10 exons.